AUGGCAGCGUGGCCCACCUCGUUCACUUCCUCUUCGUGGGGAGGAACAGGGACGAAUGGAUCGUCCUCGUUCACUUCUCUCAGCGCGGCGUCUUCUUUUACAGGGGGAGGUGGGACCACUCUAGGCGGCAGCACGCCCUUUUCUGGGGGUCAAGCCGCCUUUGGGUCGGCGUCUGCUGGCCAGCCGAGCCUCUUUGGCACAAACUCCACGCCACACAACCCCUUCUCUGGACAGUCGUCUUCCGUUCUUGGCUCUUCUCUCCUCAGUUCCUCUCCUUUUGGUGCUCCCUCCUCUUCUCUUUUUGGAUCCGCUUCUUCUUUCGGAUCGUCGGCUCUCUUCGGUUCUUCGUCCUCUUCCCCUUUCGGCUCUUCGUCCUCCACCCCUUUCGGUUCUUCGUCCUCUUCGCCUUUCGGUUCUUCGUCCCUUUCGCCUUUCGGUUCUUCGUGCUCUUCCUCCUCUUCCGCUUCUUCCUCUUUCGGUUCUUCUACUCUUUUUGGGUCUUCCGCUUCUUCUCCGUUCGGCUCAUCUUCUUCCCCGUUCGGUUCCACUUCUUCUUCUCUCUUCGGCGCUUCGGGCACUUCUUCGAAUUCCCUCUUUGGCGGGUCUCUCCUCGGCGGCGGAGCUGGCGGAAACACCGCGCCGCCCUCUUCGAGUUCUGCGCCGACCCAUGACGCCGGCCAGAGUGCGAAAUCUGAAGGCGAGAAGUACAUCGACGCGUGGAAGAAUCUCGAGGCGGCAGCCAAGGGAGGCGUCUGGCCUUUCUCCAGCUUCGGCGUAUCGGAGGGCGAGCGCUUGUUUGCGGGUUUGGACAUCUCACCAGAAGAGCACCGUUUCCUCUUUUAUCAGAGAAACCCGGCGGACUGGCCAGGUCUGGCCGAGCAGAUUGUGACCAGUCAGCUCCAGCAGCUUCAACAGUUUCACGGCCUCGUGCGAGAGAAGGCCGUCGCCGAGCGUCUCGCCUUCGAGGCCCCGCCGCCCUCGGUCGACUUUCUCCGGCCUUUUCUCGCGGCGAAUUCGCUGUCUCUUCAAAGUGCCCCGGUCGUCGCUCCGCAGCUCGACGCGGUUCAGGCGCUCUCCUCGCUAGGCGCCUCCAAUCCGCCAGAAGGGCCAGGGACUGGAACACGACCCUCCGAGGACGCCGCACGCGCAGCAGCCAGAGACGCCGCCUUCUCUGCGCCGCAGUUCGAGCCUGGCAAAAUCCCCGACGUUCCUCCUCCUCGAGAAGUAUGCUGA
Messenger RNA from Neospora caninum, 1233 nucleotides. RefSeq names its product putative nucleoporin FG repeat-containing protein. Bases 1 to 1233 code for a protein of 410 amino acids. The transcript has 4 exons. The record is from RefSeq and is a predicted model, not a curated record. Lineage: Eukaryota; Apicomplexa; Conoidasida; Eucoccidiorida; Sarcocystidae.